Messenger RNA from Nerophis ophidion (straightnose pipefish), 3682 nucleotides. RefSeq names its product gastrula zinc finger protein XlCGF52.1-like. Bases 328 to 753 code for a protein of 141 amino acids. Gene Ontology annotation, molecular function: DNA-binding transcription factor activity, RNA polymerase II-specific; RNA polymerase II cis-regulatory region sequence-specific DNA binding. The record is from RefSeq and is a predicted model, not a curated record. Gene Ontology annotation, biological process: central nervous system development; regulation of transcription by RNA polymerase II. Gene Ontology annotation, cellular component: nucleus. Lineage: Eukaryota; Metazoa; Chordata; Actinopteri; Syngnathiformes; Syngnathidae. The transcript is spliced from 3 exons.
GGUACGCGCAUGCCUGGACCGAUCGGGCGAUAAAGCAAGAUGGCGUCUGACGGAGAAGUCCUAAACGCGGGCAUUAUAUUUCUGUAUUCUUACAUAUAUGUUGUUUAAUAGAAUACACACGGUUAAUAAUUGUUUGUAGCCGGAUACAUUAGUCUGAGCGCACUUUGACACUUCUCCUGUUUGCUAGCUUCACUUAAGGUAGCUUGCAGCUAGUGUAGCUGGCAAGUUAGCUUAGCUUGUUAGCUGCUAACAAAGAGACGCGGAAGUUAUUUAAACAUCGCUAAGUAGGGAACUAAUGUGAGUGUAAAGUGUUGUGAUUGUGUGAAAAUGUGCGAAAGAACGGUAGAAAAGUACGGGGAGGAACUUUGUCCAACAAAAGAGGAGGACGAGCGACAACAUCAACUGCUGGAUGUUUAUUAUAAGAAACAUCAUCAAGUUGUGUUACACAGAACAGCUGCCGUCGACUUCCCCGAGACACUGUGCGUCAACAACCGGCCGUGGACGUACACUUCCGACUAUCAGACGUCCAGCAGGUGUCAGGAGAGAGUCAAGAAGAGAUUCCCUCUAAGCAGCAGGAGUGGCGCUCCAGUGUGGGACAGAAUGAGCUACACGCCCCCUCCCACAUUAAAGAGGAAGAGGAGGAACUGUGGGAGCAGCUUCCAAAGUUGGAGGAGGCUAAUGAUGAAGAUGAAGCUCAGUCCUUACGGCUUCAUCACAGUCAAAGUGAGGAGAACAGAGGGGCGGAGCUUGUAAGUCAACACAUCACAGAAGCUGAUGGAGAGCAUUGUGAAGAUAUAAAGUCAGAACCAGGCAGCAUCUUUGCUGCACUGUCAGACAUGGACCACAUGAUGUCAGACUCUUCUGAUCGCAGUGACCACAUCCAAAAACCUUUGGAGAGUAAAAAUGACUCUGAAGCUGAUACGAGACAUCACGCUAACAACAAACACUUUGACUGCUCUGAAUGUGGAAAAUCAUUUAGACGUAAGAAUAAUUUUACAAGACACAUGAUAAUACAUAAUGGAGAGAAACCUUUCACUUGCUCUGUUUGUAGGAAGAGUUUCUCCACAAAGCUUAACAUGACCAGACACAUGAGCACACACACUGGAGAGAAACCUUUUCCCUGCACAGCUUGUGCUAAACGAUUCAACACUAAGUAUGAAAUUAUAUUACACAUGAGAACACAUACUGGAGAGAAACCUUUUACUUGCUCUGUUUGUAAGAAGAGUUACUCCAUAAAGCAGCACAUGACCACACACAUGAGAACACACACUGGAGAGAAACCUUUUGCUUGCCCCGCUUGUGCUAAAAGAUUUAACACUAAGUAUGACAUUAUAUUACACAUGAGAACACAUAGUGGAGAGAAACCUUUUCCGUGCUCUGUUUGUAAUAAGAGUUUCACCACAAAGCAAAACAUGACCACACACACGAGAACACACACUGGAGAGAAACCGUUUGUGUGAUACAACAUUCAAGUUUAAGAAUCAGGUCAGUAAACACAAGUGUGUAACAGUCAUGUAAGCUGCAGGGAUUUAAAAACACUUCAACAGUGAUUGUGCUAAAUGUACUUAAAAAAAAGAUGAAUGUAUAUUUGAUGUAUGUAAUGCUUCUCAUCUUUUUCUGUUAUAUGUUCUGGAAUUACUUUUUAAGUUGUGUGCAUUUAUUGAAUAUCAAAUGUAGCUACUCUUUUUUUUAUAUCAUCUUAUUAUUUUCACUUGGGGUUUUUUUUUCCACGCAAUUUUUUCCAUUGCAUUUUUAUUGAUGUUACUAUCCAAUAAUAAGUAUGAAUGAAUAAAAUGGUUAAAGGGAAACAUUAUCACCAAACCUUUGCAAGCGUCAAUAUAUACCUUGAUGUUGCAGAAAAAAGACCAUGUAUUUUUUUAACCGAUUUCCGAACUCUAAAUGGGUGAAUUUUGGCAAAUUAAACGCCUUUCUGUUUAUCAGUCUUUUAGCGAUGACGUCAGAACGUGACGUCACUGAGGUAGUAACACAACCUCCAUAUUCAUUUUCACAUUACAAACACCGGGUCUCAGCUCUGUUAUUUUCCGUUUUUUCGACUAUUUUUUGGAACCUUGGAGACAUCAUGCGUCGUCGGUGUGUUGUCGGAGGGUGUAACAACACUAACAGGGAGGGAUUCAAGUUGCACCACUGCCAAAAAAUCUGCCGCCAGACCCCCAUUGAAUGUACCAGAGUGUCUUCACAUUUGACCGGCGAUGCUAAGACAGACAUGGCACAGAGAUGUAUGGAUAACCUGCAGAUGCAUUUGCAACGAUUAAGUCAACAAAAUCACAAAGGUGAGUUUUGUUGAUGUUGUUGACUUAUGUGCUAAUCAGACAUAUUUGGUCACGUCAUGACUGCCAGCUAAUAGAUGCUAACAUGCUACGCUAAUUGAUGCUAACAUGCUACGCUAAUCGAUGCCAACAUGCUAUUUACGCUAGCUGUAUGUACAUUUGAAACUAGAUACCCACAUUUAAUGCGAAACAAACACUUACCAAUCGACGGAUUUAAGUUGCUCCAGUGUCACAAGAUGCGUAAGUCCUGAUCGUUUGGUCUGCACAUUUUACCGGCGAUGCUAAUAAGGCAGCCAUGCUAUUGGCCACCUCAUUAGGUACACCCACGCUAUGGCCGAAUAGCGUCAAUAGCUAUUCGCUCAAUAGCUUCGAUUUCUUCUUCAAUUUCGUUUUCGCUAUCUACCUCCAUAGUCUGACCAUCUGUUUCAAUACAUGCGUAAUCUGUUGAAUCGCUUAAGCCGCUGAAAACCGAGUCUGAAUCCGAGCUAAUGUCGCUAUAUCUUGCUGUGGUAACCGCCAUGUUGUUUGUAUUGGCAGCACUGUAUGACGUCACAGGGAAAUGGACAGUGGUUUCGAAGAUAGCGAAAAUAAGGCACUUUAAAGCUUUAUUUAGGGAUAUUCCGGUACCGGUAAAAUUUUGAAAAAAACUUCAAAAAAUACAACAAGCCACUGGGAACUGAUUUUUAUUGUUUUUAACCCUUUUGAAAUUGUGAUCAUGUUCCCCUUUAAGUGGACUCUGGUAGAUUAGCAGCAUUUUUACAUCAUGGGUGUUAACUACUGCAAAACAUCAACAAAGAGUAAAAAGGCUGAAGUUAGCAACACAUCACUGAACUUUAGAGCCUUCGUGAGUGGAGUUGGUUGUUUUUAUUGCUGUAUUUCUACUUAUUUCACCUCACAUCUUCACUUUUAAUCCUGAAGUCUUCUUCAAAUAUAUUGUGGGCUUCUAAUAUUCAUGUUUCUGAUGUGUGUGUAGUCUACUGUGGAAAGGGUUGUUGUCCCUUGUGGAUUAAUUUGUUCACUUGCACAGAUAAAUCGUCAUCAUCAGACGUUAUCGGUCCACUACUGGACAAAACCUUAGCAUAGAUGUUUAAAAUAAAAGUGAUCUCAUUUUUCCUUGAUAAUAACACUAAAUAUACAGAUUUAAGCACUGUAUUAGAGUGCUUCCUGUAGUACUCCAACUCGCCACACUGAGAAGUGGGGGCGAUCGUGAGCUAGCAGAUUGAUAGAUGGUACUUUAUUGAUGCAUGUUGCUAUCAUGUUUUAUCAGCGAAGAAGACAACAUUUGUGUUUACUUUUCUUUUUAGAUCCAAGUUGUAUUGCUCUGCUGAAUAAAUGAAUCACUAUGGCUGCCAAUAUGGAGAAUUAUUUAUAUAUUUAAAAUCAAAUACGUUCCU